UAAUAAAUAGUAAGCACAUAAAUGUAGGUUUUAUAUAAGAAAUAGGCUUAAUAGCUGGGAAUUGAGACUUAGCCAACAGAGGAAGUUCUACCAAAAUAAACGUUUUAGGACCAAUAAGAUCAUUACAUUUUAAUAACCAUCCUAAGAUCAUGAAUAGAAGUUUGAUUAGAUUAAUACUGCAACGUGGCACAAACUUUGUACAAUUAGGUAAAUUUGAUAUUUGGUUCCAACUUUCAAUAAUGAUAUGAUUGCUCCAUCUUUCAUAAUAAUAGUCAUACACAAGUACACAACUUUAACUCGUUUUGUUGAAUUGACAAUCAAAACUAAUGAUUAACUCAUUCAAACAUUAGUGAGUCAUCACAGAUUGCCACAUCGGCCGAAAACAAUUAUCCCAAUCUUUUUCUUUUUCAGGCACCCAAUCUAUUUUCUUAUUAUCAGAGAGCUCACCACCAUUCUUUUAGUAAAAACCUAUAGAAAAAUUCACCAGUAGAGCUUUUGACAGCAACAUUUAUUUAUUUAUUUAUUUUGGGUUUUUGUUGGUAGAAUGAGAGCAACAUCCUAUUAGAUAAGACAGACGUUUAUAUUAUUUAUAUUUUACGGGCACGUUUAUAUAUAUUUUCCCAUUUUUUGGUAACACAAACCUGCAUCUCUCUUCCUCUCUAGUACGUCCUUUUGCUUCCUAUCUUUCGUUUUUUUGGUUUUGGCAGCGACUUAAAAGAAAUGAGCAAAUGGCAGAGUUCAGAAACUUCUUACAGCAGAUAAUCAUUUAAAUAAGGCAAUAUCAAAUCCCUUCCUGCACCACUUCUUCCUGACUUCCGUGUAUAUUUAAGGCAGAGAGAUAGACCAUCUUCUUGAAAACCAACGAAAGGGAAAGAAGAGCAGAGCAGAGAGAUUCUGAUCAUUCAUUAAUUAGGUGAGGAAACUGAGAGAGGUCAGUGCUGUACCUUGUUGAGAGGAGGAAGGAAGAGAAUAAUGACUUCUUCUUCCUACAGCCAUGGUCUCAGUUCUGGUCAGAUCCGAUCCCUUUCAGCCAUCUGUGAAGCCUUUAUCCCUCCAUUGACACCUCCUGACCAGAGCCAGGAAGUCCCAGUUGACAGGCAGCAAGCACUUGUUUCCUUCUAUGGAGCUUCUGGGUCUCACCCACCUAUCCCUGACGAGGUGGCAGACCUGAUUGUCAGAAGAGGGAUGCCAGAAGCUGUGUUGGUACUGAAACUGGUACUCAAGUUGCUGUCUUCCAGGUUGGGAACACUGUUGCUCUGCGGGUUUUGCUGCUUGAGCCGGAAGUGGCCAUUCGUGCACAACUUCUCUGAAAUUCCCCUGCAGCAGAGAGAGCAACUUCUCCAGAAAUGGAGUGGAGAAACCCGGCAGCUGCUUAUACCUCUCAGAGUAGUGUUUGCAACCAUCAAAAUCUUCUCCUUGUUUGUCUUCUUCUCCAGGAUUGAUGAUGAAACUCAGAAGAACCCAGCUUGGGAAGCCAUUGGGUACCAAGUGGACACCAGGAAAACAACCCAUAUCAAACAGAAAGGAGGGGAGAGACGACCUCUGGAGAAAGGGAUUGUGGAAACGAUCCACGAAACCGACGACUCCACUCUCGUCCAGUCUCUAAUCCAAAAGGGUCUCGAGGUGAGUGAAGACGAACAGCACAACACCGUCAGGAUCAAAUGCGACGCCGUAAUCGUCGGCUCCGGUUGCGGCGGCGGAGUCGCCGCUGCCGUCCUCGCUAGCUCGGGAAUGAAAGUCGUCGUCCUGGAGAAAGGGAACUACUUCGCCGCAGAGGAUUACUCCUCGCUCGAAGCACCCUCGCUGGAGGAGCUGUACGAAUGCGGGGGAAAAUUGGCCACCACCGACGGCCAGACCAUGAUCUUCGCUGGAUCCACCGUCGGCGGCGGCUCCGCCGUCAACUGGUCCGCCUGCAUCAAGACGCCCGAUUGCGUCCUCAGGGAGUGGUCCGUGGACGACAAGCUUCCCCUCUUCGGAAGCUCGAUUUACCAGAACGCCGUGGACGCCGUGUGGAAGAGGCUGGGGGUUACAGACGGGUGCAAAAGGGAAGGGUUCCAGAACAAAAUCCUCAGAAAGGGAUGCGAGAAUCUCGGCCUGAAAGUCGAAUCGGUGUCGCGAAACUCGUCGGAGGAUCACUACUGUGGAUCCUGCUGCUACGGCUGCCGAAUCGGAGACAAGAAAGGCACGGACACCACCUGGCUCGUCGACGCAGUGGAGAACAACGGCGCUGUGGUAAUCUCAGGAUGCAAAGCCGAGCAAUUCGUCUUCUCCAACGACGGCGGCGGAGGGAAGAAUAAGAACAAGAAGAAGAGAUGCUCGGGAGUGACGGCGAGAUGUUUGAAUUCGAAAUUGGAGAAGAAGAAGCUGGAGAUCGAAGCUCGAGUGACGGUUUCGGCAGCUGGAUCGCUCCUCACGCCGCCUCUGAUGAUCGCCAGCGGAUUGAAGAACCCUAACAUUGGGGAAAACCUCCACCUCCACCCUGUCGUGAUGGCUUGGGGAUACUUUCCGCCAUCAUCAAAUUCAAAUCUGGAUCUGGAUCUGGAAGACGAGAAAUCGUACGAAGGAGGAAUCAUCACCUCAAUCCACAGAGUGGCGGACUCCUCUCCCUCCGGUGAAGUCGUCGCCAUCAUAGAAUGCCCGGCGGCGGGGCCGGCGUCGUACGCGGCAUCGUCUCCGUGGACAUCAGGGCGGGACGCGAAGGACAAAAUGGUGAAGUACUCGAGAACGGCGCUGCUGUUCGCGCUGGUGAGGGACCGGGGGUCAGGGGAAGUGAAGCGGGAAGGAAGGAUCUCCCACCGGCUGGACAGAGUGGACAAGGAGAAUCUGAGGACCGGGCUGAGGCGAGCGCUGAGGAUUCUGGCCGCCGCCGGGGCGGCAGAGGUGGGGACGUUCCGCAGCGACGGGCAGAAGAUUUCGUGCGGGGAAGGCGAGGAGGAAAUCACGGAGGCGUUUCUGGAUGGAGUUGAAGUGGGCGGCGGGUUGCAGUCAGGUGAUGGCAACUGGACGACCUUCUUCUCUGCUCACCAGAUGGGGAGCUGCAGGAUGGGCGCCACGGCGGAGGACGGCGGCGUCGACGAGAGUGGUGAGAGCUGGGAGGCCAAAGGUCUGUUUGUGUGCGAUGCAAGUGUGCUCCCCAGUGCCAUUGGUGUCAAUCCCAUGAUCACCAUUCAGUCCACUGCCUACUGCAUUGCCAGCAAGAUAGCUGAAUCCUACUCCAUUCCUUCAGGAGACGAGACUUGAUUGUUCCCCAGGUACAUCUAUCUUGAAUACAUAAACAUUUGUUUCAAAAACUUGAUACAGAAUGAUCACAGAAACAUAUUGGUUCCAGUGACUCUGUUAAAGCACGAGAGAGCUCAAUCCCAGGCAGAAAUAACACAAAGGGAACUCCUCUCAACCGCUGAAAACCUUAUGACCAUAUUAAGUCACCCGAAGUUGCUUCAGCUGUUUUAAUGGCCGCACGCAUUUAGAUUCUCAGUAACCUCAUUUCUCAGAGGGAAAUGUACAAAGAGGAACAAAACAAGGCUGUUCCUCGUAGGGAUGGCAACAAAACCAGAACCCACGGGUACCCACCCGACUCAACCCGGUCAACACGGAUAAAAUCCGUGUUGACAGGUUUUGGACCGUGUUUGGAUUUAAACCCGUUCACUAUUCAUCGGGUUGGAUUGGGUUUGGGUUUAGGUAAACCCUACCCAUGGGUACCCGCCCACACCCAUAUAAUUAAUUUUCUCGGUAUAUUUAAUAUUCUAAACAACUAAUCUUAUUUAUGUUUGUGGAGAAAUGUCUAAUUUUUUCUUUCUAAUUGAGUAGAAUGAAGUUGAUGUUAUCGAGUGGAGAGUGAAGAAACUUAAUUGAAAGGAAGAAGCUUUCAAUUAAUCAUGUUAUUUAAGGAAAAUUUGUGAUUUACUUCAAUUUUCUUGAGUUUUCUAGAUUGGUGUUGAACAAUUUGUAUAGUUAAUUUGUGAUUUGCUUGAAUUUUCUAGAAUGGUGUUUUAUAUAUGGAUAAUUUGUAUUGAGAGAUUGAUAUUUGACUUUAAUUUUGAUAGGAACUUAUUAUUAUAAAUUUUUUACGACAAAAACCCGUGAGUACCCAUGAACCCGCGGAUACCCAGCGGGUUGGGUUGGGUUUGAGUUUUUUAAACCCAGUGGGUUUAACCCCGAGUUUUUUUCACGAAUAAACCCAUGGGUUUGGGUUUGAGUUUGGCAAAACCCGACCCAUUGCCAUCCCUAAUUGCUCGGGAAUUCAAGGGGCUGCGCUAAAUAUGAAUAUGUAAAAUUUAUUAAAGAGAGACACUAAAAGCAGAAUUAGGUGUUCUUCACCUGUUUGGCAGCAUUGACAAUUCCGCUAGCUAUAACAUCAAAUUUCAUGAUCCCUCCAAAUAUGUUCACCAAGAUUGCCUUUACUUUAUCAUCAAAAGUCAAUCUUUUGAAUCCCUCGAAAUAUGUUCACCAAGAUAGCUCUAGUUUGUACCCGACAUGUGUGGCAACCCAAUGUAGAGUGCAGACUGGGAAGUGGUGCUCAGGUUAAGACGAAUCCCGUCCAUCAACUUCCCCACAUGUGACCUUGAAAGGAAAGGCUAUGAUACAUCCGCUCUUGGUCAUAGGGAGAAAUGCUUGUUUGCAAAAGAAUUGCAAAAGUUUGGUGCAAUGCACGUCAAUGUCAAGAAAAAGGAGACUAAUAAACGACAACUCCUAAGUCUAAAGAGAGAAUAAAAAGCACCUUCGAGAAUUCUUGUGCUUAUUUGUUGUUAGAGAAUCCCCGGAGCACACCAUGAAUGUUCAGCCUAAAGUAGUAGGUAUGGUCCUCACCCGUGAGUUUGUGCUUACACAGUAAGAUGAUAGUAAUGUUAAUUCAUCUCCGUCUACUCUUCUUUAUGCAAUGAAGAACUAAAGUGCAUUACCCCAUUGAUUUGUCUAUCAUGUUGCAUUAGGUUUGGGUAGAUUUGCUUGAGGACAAGCAAAAGCCAAAGUGUGGGGAGUUUGAGAACACCUAAAUUGGUGUUAUUUAUCCUUCAUAUUGAGGUUUGUUUCGUGACAAUUCAUGCGCAUAAUUCCUUGAACAUCGUCAAUUGCAUCCCUUUUCCGUUCCUAUUUGAAUUCGAUGUGAUUUUAGGGUGUGUUAGACGAUAUAUGCGAAUUAGGUACAAAACAAGGCCACAAGUGUAGCAAAGGGGCAGGAGACUAAAGAUCGUGGCUUUGAAGAGAAUGAUCAAGACCGAGAACAUGGACUGUGAAGUAAAGAUGAAGAUCGUGGCAUGAAAGCCCAAGAUCGCGCCCGCUAAUUGGCGGGCUCGGGUCGUGAACUUUGCGAAGAAGGAGCCAAUGAGAAACGUAGAGUUUCCCCAGUUCAAUCACGGACAUAGAGCAUUUUGACCGCGAGGAAGAUUGCGGCCGCGACUCAUGGAUCGCAACCGUGAAGUCAGCCUGCGAUCUCUUCAAUUCCGAAGAGAGUUACUAAUUAACGCCUAAAUUGUAAAAUUUAUCGCCCUAACUUAAAUAAGUUGACAUUUUUACCCUCAAAAUAUUCUCAAUCUCUAACCAAAUAAAAAAAACCAUUCCCAAAAACACAGAAUCGCCCUAAAUGUCAGUCGUCGCCCUAGGAUCCCCAUCGUCGGCAAACAAGUCCUCACCUGUCGCCUCCGUUCGCCGUGGAAGUCGUCGCCCGUCGCUGCCGUUCGCUUGAAAGUCGUCGCCCGUCGUCGCCGUUUGCCUAGAAUUCCUCGCCCGUCAUUGUCGCUCGCCUGGAAAUCCUCGCGGUGACUGCUCCGCUGCUCGGUCCGCCCUGUCGACGCCACCAAUUCCGGGAAUAUGAAAAAUUAGUCGUACUUUUUCAUUUGUUAUUAGUUUGCCGCAAUUUUGAUUCCCGCUCCCGGAGAAGACACUUGCCAGGUCAUUGUUCGACGAAAUGCCGCAGUGAGCUGUUGGUGGAAGAUGGGAACGAUGGCGUUGAAGCUGCAGGAGAAGUUAGUCUCGGAGAGGAAAACCCAGAAGAUGAGAUUGGCGAUAGCUUCUACGUCUGCAACUUUGUGACUCAGUUGUACUCCCAAUAAUUUCCAAAAAGUACCUAUUGCUACUAGAAGUCAAAAUAAUCAACAAAACAUAGUAAAACAUCAUAAUGUGA
Linum trigynum is the source of this 6118-nucleotide messenger RNA. Lineage: Eukaryota; Viridiplantae; Streptophyta; Magnoliopsida; Malpighiales; Linaceae. The record is from the annotation of a GenBank genome assembly.